AUGUUGAGCAUUUCAAAAAAAAAAUAAUACCCAAAAACAUAGGAUGAAUUAUCAGGAAUGUUAAUAACAAAGAAUGCACCAAUAAGAAAUUAUUCAACUUGUAAGACAAUUAAUAAUAUUAAUGCAGCUACAAGAAAUUCAAGGAUUUCAUAUUAAUCAAAAUAAUAAUAAUCUUAGAAUUAGAGUGAAGAUAAAGGAAUCACUAGUAGAACUUUUUCUGUAAAUGAGGUUACAGAAUUACCUUAAAUAUCAAAACCAACUAACAUAAUUCUUAAAAGACCUAAGUUCAUUCCUAGACCAAAAUAAUAAUUAAGAAAGUUAAUUCAUGCAUAAACUUCACCUACUAAUCUUGAAUCAGAAAGAAAGUAACAAUAGUUAAAUUAGAUAGAGUAAUUUAAAUUCCCUUUAAUUUCAAAUUAUCAAUUUAAAUGUAGAUGCUGAAGAUGUUUAUAUUUUAUAUAAAGGUUUCAGAAAUUUGUGUUAAUUCAAUAAGAUAUGUAUAAUAAGUUAUAAUCUUGUAUAUUUAAAUAUUAUGAUAGUUAUUUGGUGAAUACAAUAGUACUUAUUUUAGUAACUCACAAAACCCUUAAAUAAAGCCUUUAAAUAAUAAGCAAUUAAUAAUGAAAAUUAGAACAGAAUCAAUAUUGGUGUUAUAAUUAAAUCCAAAUUAGAAACUCAAUUCUCUAUAAAGUAUUUAAAUAGAUUGGUUUGAUUGUAUUUAUUCAACCAAAAAUUAUCAUUCCAAAGAAACACUUAGUAGUGAAUUAAAUAAAAAUAACUUAUGGAUUAACAUUUCAAAAAUUCAAAACAUAUUUAAAAUUUAAAAUAAAGUGUUUAAUUACUUUUAUAUUGAUAUCAUAUAUUCAGAUUCAUCAAAUAUUAUUGAAGUUGAUAAUUUUAUCAACAAGAUAUUAUUAAUUGAUGAUGAAAAUACUAAAUUAUUUCAUUUAUUUGUGUAUGCUCCAGCUAAUCUUUAAAUUGUUAAUUAAAGAUUAUAAGAUCUCUUUAGAAAUGGAUCAACUUAAGAUAUGUAAUAAUUGAAUUUAAAGGAAAUGAUUGAAAAAAUCAAUUUAGAUAUGUAAUAAUUAUAAAUGAGAGUUAAAUAAUUAAAAUAUUUAGAAGAUCUUAAAGUUAAGACUAAGCAACAUUUUAAAAAAUUAAAUUUAAGUCCUUCUCCAUUUAGUCCUGAAUAAAGAGCAGAAAAGUAAUAUUAUUAUAUUAAAAUAUUAUUAGAAUGAGAAACUAAAUUGUAGAAUAUAUUAAAAGUAAUUCAAAAAUAAAGAUUGCUAAUAUGCAUUUUGUUGUAGGUGAUACCAUAAUGAGAAAUAUUGAAAUGUUUAGAAAUCAUGAAAAUGAUAAAUUCUACAGACAUUAAGAAACUGUUCAACUAAUUGAUCAUCUUAUCAAAAAUAGUUUGCCAAAUUUUUAGAAUAAUAUAAGCAAAGCAAAUUAUGCAUUCUAUUGUUUAUGA
Molecule: messenger RNA, 1471 nt
Organism: Paramecium pentaurelia
Lineage: Eukaryota; Ciliophora; Oligohymenophorea; Peniculida; Parameciidae
Source: the annotation of a GenBank genome assembly